CUGUAUGGCCUUCCAUUGCUGCUGCCUCCACCGCCACCCUGCGCCAUGUGCCUCUGUCUCGUCUCCCCACGCUGCUGCUGGAGGGACUUUUUAACAUAGGCCUCUGUAUGGCCUUCAAUUUUAGCUGCUUACGCUCCGCCACUCUGCCAUGGGCCCCUGUACCGCCUCCUCAUGCUGCUGCCAGGCCCGUAAUCUGCCAUGGGCCCCCGUACCAACUCCUCAUGCUGCUGCCAGGCCCGUAAUCUGUCAUGGGCCCCUGUACCGUCUCCUCAUGCUGCUGCCAGGUCCAGAGUGUGUCAUGGGUCCCUGUACGGCCUCCCAUUGCUGCUGUCUCCAUCGCCACACUCUGCCAUGUGCCACUUUCAGGUCUCCUCACACUGCUGGUGGGUUCCAUUUUGUCAUAGGGUGCUGUAUGGCCUCCCAUUGCUGCUGCCUCCACCGCCACACUGUGGCUCCACACUCUGGUUUUGGCCCCGUGACUGCCCAAAUGAGUGAAGUGUGCGGUGAUUCUAAGAUCGACGGCACUCAUCUGCAUGUCAUACUGACUGACAGUAUUAGUUCUCUUCCCCAGCAGACUCCAAGGGCAUUUAAAUUAAAGGUAUAGUGUUCUGCACUAAUAUAA
Molecule: messenger RNA, 622 nt
Organism: Staurois parvus
Lineage: Eukaryota; Metazoa; Chordata; Amphibia; Anura; Ranidae
Source: the annotation of a GenBank genome assembly